AUGGAAGAGUAUGGUCAUCCCGGCCACAACAUUGUUACCUUAUUUGAUAGGACCAUGACCAGAAUGGAAUGUCGGUGCCGAUUCUGGGAGAAGGAGGGCUUUCCAUGCAGGCACAUGUUCUUUGUCAUGAAGCACGAGCAUUUAAAGGAUAUUCCAAAUCGUUUAAUUCUGAAGCGGUGGAGGAGGGACGCCAAGGCAAUUGAAGAGUAUGGCGAUAAGUCCGACGACAUGUUGAGCGAGAGAAGUUUUCUAUUGCGGCAUGGGGCACUCCAUGCGGCAUCACAGUGGAUGUUAUACCUUGGUUCAAAGAAUCGAACUGUAUUUAAGACUGCAAUGGAGGGAAUUCGCAGAAUUUGUACUGACAUCCAUGCAAUUCUUGGUCAACCGAAUGAGGGAAGAAAAGCAAAUGCGAACGAGGACAUUCGGGAUCCUGUUGUUGUUAGAACUAAAGGUGCUCCACGGUCCAAAGGCAAAAAGGGAAAGAAGAGGAGAUGUACGUUCUGCAAAAGGACUGGCCACACAAAGCGGACAUGUGUUGAUAGGGUACGAAACCGAUCCAAAUGGGGUUUGCAAGAGGAUGAAGAAUCUGUCGAAAUACCAGGGGCCAAUGAGAAUUUCAUAAUUAAAAUCCGUGGAACUCAGGAGAGGAUCGUCGGAACUGCACAAAGUGAGAUUCUAGCAUCUGUUGCAGAUGCAGGCAGUUGCGACUAUCACCAACAGGUACUAGAUCUCCUGAAAUCGCUGAAUGCAACAAUAGGCUCAGAUGGCAUUGAGAAGUCCCAGUGA
Molecule: messenger RNA, 786 nt
Organism: Arachis stenosperma
Lineage: Eukaryota; Viridiplantae; Streptophyta; Magnoliopsida; Fabales; Fabaceae
Product: protein FAR-RED ELONGATED HYPOCOTYL 3-like
Exons: 4
Coding region: 1-786 (261 amino acids)
Molecular function (GO): zinc ion binding; nucleic acid binding
Source: RefSeq, a predicted model, not a curated record